UGAACCGUGUUGUUUCCUCCAUGUUCAACUCUGUAUCGAACAAGAAGAUUGCGGUUCUUGGUUUUGCGUUCAAGAAAGAUACUGGUGACACGAGGGAGACUCCAGCCAUCGAUGUGUGCAAGGGUCUUUUAGAAGACAAAGCAAGGUUAAGCAUCUACGACCCGCAGGUGACUGAGGAGCAGAUCCAGAGGGAUUUAUCCAUGAACAAGUUUGACUGGGACCAUCCUCUUCAUUUGCAGCCAAUGAGCCCAACCACAGUGAAACAAGUGAGCGUUACUUGGGACGCAUACGAGGCAACCAAAGACGCACACGGUAUCUGCAUCAUGACCGAGUGGGAUGAGUUCAAGAACUUGGAUUUCCAAAAGAUCUUUGACAACAUGCAGAAACCGGCUUUCGUAUUUGAUGGAAGGAACAUUAUGAAUCUACAAAAGCUAAGGGAUAUUGGUUUCAUUGUUUACUCCAUCGGUAAGCCCUUAGACGCAUGGCUCAAGGACAUGCCUGCCGUUGCCUAAGUAAGAGGAAAGGGAAAGUCCAUUGCUGAUUCUUUUUACCUUAUAUUUCAUCAUUUGUGCUUUUUGUUUGUGAUAAUUGUUGAGUCUUUAAGACUUGUUACAUUUUCUUACUAUCUGUUUGUUAUGUAAGCUCUCUUAUUACCAUUCUUCUGGUGUGUUUCUUUUCCUUUGGUAUAAUUUUUGAUAUUCGACGAUGUCGUUUCAAUUUUGUUGUUUACUUAGAAAACUAAAAUAAAUAUUUGUUCUUAUUGGAGUAAA
This is a messenger RNA of Camelina sativa (false flax), 770 nucleotides long. Lineage: Eukaryota; Viridiplantae; Streptophyta; Magnoliopsida; Brassicales; Brassicaceae. The record is from RefSeq and is a predicted model, not a curated record.